Notodromas monacha is the source of this 1534-nucleotide messenger RNA. The record is from the annotation of a GenBank genome assembly. Lineage: Eukaryota; Metazoa; Arthropoda; Ostracoda; Podocopida; Cyprididae.
AUGUCUUCGUUGACGAAAGGAAUUUUUAUUGUUGCUGCGAAACGUACUCCGUUGGGAGCUUUCGGAGGAAAGUUCGUGAAUCACACUUGCGUUGAUCUACAAGAAGCCGCCGCAAAAGGAGCUUUGCGUGCGGGUGGAGUUCGACCGGAACUCAUUGACUCAGUUGUAAUUGGUAACGUUCUGCAGUGCUCGUCUGCUGAUGCUCCCUACGUGUCGCGACACGUACUUCUACGAUGUGGCAUUCCGAAUGCAGUUCCGGCACUUACUGUUAAUCGUCUUUGUGGAUCAGGAUUCCAAUCCAUCGUGAAUGGCGCUCAUGACAUUCUAAUGGGUGAUUCGAAAAUCGUGCUUACGGGCGGAACGGACAACAUGAGUCAGGCGCCGUUUGCGGUUCGUGAUAUGCGAUUCGGAACAAAGCUUGGAACGCAGUACAAUUUGGAGGACACUCUUUGGGCAGCACUGACUGAUAGACACAUAAAUCUUCCAAUGGGAGUUACCGCGGAAAACCUCGCGGAGAAAUAUAAAAUUACUCGACAAGAAGUUGAUCAGUUUGCGUAUGAAUCGCAAAUGAAAUGGAAGGCAGCGAACGAAAGUGGACAUUUUAGAGACGAAAUAACCCCGGUGGAAAUCAAGGCCAGGAAAGGAUCUCAAUGGGUUGACACAGAUGAGCAUCCGAAACCGACCACAACUUUGGAAGGACUUGCCAAAUUACCGACUGUGUUCAAGAAAAACGGAACUGUGACUCCAGGCUCCGCAUCUGGAGUCUCGGACGGAGCUGGUGCCGUGAUUUUAGCCAGCGAAGCUGCCGUCAAAGAGCAUAAUUUGAAACCACUUGCCCGAUUAGUGGGUUACGGUAUUGCUGGGUGUGAUCCGACAAUUAUGGGAAUAGGCCCAGUUCCGGCCAUUCAUAAGAUGCUGAAGGCCACGGGCAUUAAAUUGUCCGACGUCGAGAACAUUGAGAUAAAUGAAGCAUUCGGCCCGCAAACGAUGGCUUGUCAGCGUGAGCUGAAGUUUGACCCGUCCCUAUUGAACAAGUGUGGUGGGGCCAUUGCCCUUGGACACCCCCUGGGAGCCUCAGGCUCUCGAAUAACUGCUCAUCUUGUUCAUGCGAUGCUGCGUGAUGGAAACAAGUACGGGAUUGGAUCAGCGUGUAUUGGAGGAGGUCAGGGAAUUGCUAUCCUCCUAGAACGCGUUGCGUGAACAUCCUCAAUGGAGCCGUGUCAUCUUGCACGGGAAUCGUGGAUUUACCGAAGGGAUCGGUAGCUUGUUUCCGCGUCUCAACUUUUACUUGACUUCUCUGUCUCCGAUGUGAUUCCAACGAUUUUUUGGUGCUGUGAACUGGAUGAAAGGAUGUUCUGUAGUUUCAAAUGACGGUCAAUAUUUUCGGGGUGUAUGUAAAUGACAAUUUAUUCAAGUUGUAACAGUAUUCCCGCUGUUUCGUUCCAUGUUUUCGUUUUUCGGGUAAGAAUAAAGUGAGCUAUAAUUUCUCAAUCUUUUACGGCGAAGUAUACUGCUACAUAUUUAUUCACGUACA